Messenger RNA from Aspergillus costaricaensis CBS 115574, 4278 nucleotides. RefSeq names its product putative ABC multidrug transporter. Gene Ontology annotation, biological process: transmembrane transport. The coding region runs from base 1 to 4278 and encodes 1425 amino acids. Gene Ontology annotation, molecular function: ABC-type transporter activity; ATP hydrolysis activity; ATP binding. The transcript is spliced from 6 exons. The record is from RefSeq and is a predicted model, not a curated record. NCBI's taxonomy places the organism in Eukaryota, Fungi, Ascomycota, Eurotiomycetes, Eurotiales, Aspergillaceae. Gene Ontology annotation, cellular component: membrane.
AUGCCCUUCACUAAUGGGGAGGGCAAUAUGCUCCACUUCGACCAGAAGCAAUUUGACUUCAACCUUCAAUUCGAGGCUCUCUUUUUCUCGAUUACUCCUUCCAUUCUAUUUAUUCCAUCAUCGCUAUGGCGAACUCUAGCGGGGAUACGCAGGCCCGUCGUGGUGAAUGCACCCGUCUUGCAGUUCAUCAAAAUAGGGGCCAUCGCAAUCUACGCUGGCUUAGAACUUGCUCUCCUGUUUCUCACCGCGGUCGGCUCCUUUCACAUUAGCCGCAUGUUUAUCGCUUCUUCCGUUCUCCAGCUGCUAUCAGCCCUGUUCAUGCUGACAGUAAGUAUGGUGGACCACAGCCGCAGCCCUAAACCCUCCAUGCUGCUGAACAGCUACUUGUUUCUUACUCUACUCCUGGACAUUGCCCGGGCAAGGACUCUAUUCCUGUCGUCAGACUACAACUCCGAGAUCACAUAUAGCAAUUUAUUCUGUGCAUCGGUCGGGCUGAAGACCGCCAUCUUGGUGCUAGAGGCCUGCCAGAAGGCGAAAUGGGUAGUCUGGGAUGCAACGAAACACAGCCCCGAGGAGACGAGUGGAAUAUUCUCCCUAGGUGUUUUCUUCUGGCUGAACAAGCUCUUCUUGGCUGGGAAUUCGCGCGAAAAAAUGGACUAUACCAAGCUAAAGGGGGAUAGAUUCGGCCUUCUGAAGGUGCUAGUACGUACAUUGUGGGUGCAACUACUCCUUCCUAUUCCUCCGAGGGCGGCUUUGAUUGCGUUCUACAUCUGCCAACCUCUAUUCAUCGAAAGCCUCGUCACGUAUUUGUCUCAAUCGGAGCCCGGUCCAGAUGUGGGAUAUGGGCUUAUCGGCGCUGCCAUACUCAUCUAUUCCGGGAUUGCAAUCUCGUACGGCUUGUACUGGUACUGCCACCACCGACUGCGGACAAUGACAUGGGCGAGCUUGAUUCAGGCUGGUCUCGCUGCCUGGCUGCUCUAUCGGAAACUUGGGGUCGUGUUCGUUGCUCCUGUAGGCGUGGUGGUAGUCUGCUUCGUUGGAUUAGGAAUUCUAAUUAACUACACUGAGGACUCACAGCGCUCUUGGAUGUCUGGGGUUCAGAAGCGAGUCGGGCUUACAGCCACCGUCAUUGCCAGCAUGAAAUCACUCAAGGUAUCCGGUCUUGCUGGUCCCGUGACGGAGAUCAUGAUCAUCGCCGCUGUCUUCGCAUUUAUACCGCAGUUGAUCAGCCCUCCGUUAACCUUCGCGUUUGCCCAAAAAACGCUGAAUGCCUCGACCAUGUUCACCGGUCUUUCAUUCCUGACUUUGUUGACUCAGCCGCUGUCGCAGCUCUUCCAGUCCGUCCCAGAGCUGGUUUCAGGCUUGGCCUGCCUGGGUCGGAUUCAGGCAUUUCUGGAAUUAGAGCCUCGUCAGGACUAUCGGCAGCCCCUGGUAGAAGACCAGAGUGGCGGCUUGGAGAAAAAUUCCAAUUAUAUCGUCAUCCGAGCCGCGAGCUUUGGAUGGAAACCAGACAAGUUUGCCCUGAAUAAUAUCCAUGCUCAAAUUCCCACAUCGUCCCUCACGAUGGUCGUCGGUCCAGUUGGCUCAGGAAAAUCCACAUUCUGCAAGGCCCUUCUAGGUGAGAUGCCCUUCAGCCAAGGUAGCAUCGCGAUGCAAACUUCCCCACGCCACGUCGGCUUCUGUGAACAAACUGCUUUUCUGUGGAACGGUACAAUCCGAGAGAACAUCGUCGGAUUUGCCCCUUUUGACCGCGAGCGAUAUGACCAAGUCAUUGAAGCCACUUCCCUGCGCUUCGACCUUGCUACCCUGUCCCAGGGGGACCAGACGAACAUCGGGUCGGAUGGUGUAGCAUUAUCGGGCGGGCAGAAACAGCGUCUGUCUCUUGCGCGAGCACUAUACCUUCCUUCCAACCCUUUGGUCUUGGAUGAUGUGUUUAGCGGCCUGGACGCUGAUACUGAGGAAAAAGUCUUUCGACAGGUCUUUGGAUCAGAUGGUCUCCUGCGACAACGGGGAUCAACGGUGGUUCUGUGCACCCAUAGUGUUCGGCAUCUCCCAAGCGCGGACUACAUCAUCGUCCUCGGAAACGGCAGCGUUGAAGAGCAAGGCACCUUCAUUGAUUUGUCCACCCGUCCGGGUUAUGUUCGGCGUUUGAAGGUGGGACUAAAGCAAGAGGGCGAGGAUAAUAAUAUCGCUGACGAUGAGCCUGGUCCUGGUCCGUAUCAGGAAUAUAAAGACCAGGCGGAGGCUGACAAGAAACUCCAACAUGAGAUCACUGUCAACAGCACGCAAUCAUCCACCCCAAACACCCCAGGUGUGGCCGCCGCACAGCAGGUAGGUGAAGCCACCGUCUAUAAGCUAUAUCUCAAAAGCAUGGGAUGGUUUGUGGCGGCUUGUAGUCUUUUCUUUGCAGCCCUGUGGGGUCUGUUCACCAAUUAUCCAACGAUCUGGCUCACAUACUGGAGUGACGCGACCGACUCCGUCCAUCCUGCGCACUCCCACUCCUACUAUGCGGGCAUCUAUGCCCUCCUGCAGGUCUGCGCCAUCCUCGCCCUCCUCCUCCUCCUAGGGGUAACGCUCUUCAUUAUCUCAGUAAAGAAAGCCGGCGCCAAUCUCCACCAGCAAGCCUUGCGUACCCUGAUUCGUGCCCCGCUCGCCUUCUUCACUAAUACCGACACCGGAGUGGUCACGAAUCUCUUCUCUCAGGAUCUCAACCUCAUCGACACUGAACUCCCCGAGGCGACCCUCAACACCCUCUUUUGCGUAUUCCAGUCGAUUGGCCAAGCCGCCGUGAUGCUUACCUCGUCCGUCUACCUAGCCAUCAGCUACCCGAUCCUGGGCGCCUUGCUCUACUUCGUGCAGAAAUACUACCUCCGUACGUCGCGGCAGCUACGAUUGCUCGACCUGGAGGCCAAGAGCCCGCUGUACACGCAUUUUCUUGACACUCUCAAAGGGAUUGCCACGCUGCGCGCCUUCGGAUUCGUCCCGGAGGACAUCCACAAGAACGCCCGUCUAGUGGACUCCAGCCAGCGCGCGGCGUAUCUCCUUCUUAUGAUCCAGGAGUGGCUGAACCUGGUGCUUAAUCUUGUUGUGAUGGUAAUCGCGGCGGUCCUGACCACGCUGGCCGUCCGGCUACAUUCCAACUCGGCCUUCGCCGGUGCAUCCAUGUACUCGCUCAUGACCUUCGGCGAGAGCCUAUCCGGGAUCGUGAUUUAUUACACCCGACUCGAAACCUCCAUCGGCGCGAUCGCACGACUGAAGACCUUCAACGAGACCGUCAAGCCAGAGGACCGUGACGGUCCCGGAGAGGAGGACAUCGUCCCAGACACAAACUGGCCGAAUCGCGGGCUGGUCGAGUUGCGCGGUGUAUCCGCCCAGUACAAAUCCACCACUCAUAGCGUGUCUGAAUCUGACUCUGAGUCCAACUCCAACUGCAUGGCAACAACUUCUGGUGCCACCACUACUGAGCCACAAACCUUAGCCUUGAGGAACAUCACUUUAACCAUCUCCCAAGGGGAAAAGGUCGCCAUUUGCGGCCGCACCGGCAGCGGCAAGUCCAGCUUCCUCGCUCUCCUGUUGAAAUUACUCGAUCCACUUUCCUCUCCUCCAAUUGACCAUGAGAGCAGCAGUCUCAAUGAUGACCAAGGUCGUCAGAGCGCUCCGGUCUUGAUCGACGAACUCCCACUGCACCGCAUCCACCGCGCGACUCUCCGCCAACGCCUCAUCGCCGUCCCCCAGGACCCCGUUUUCCUGCCCGACGGCUCCUCCUUCCUGGCGAAUCUCGACCCAACCAACACUGCAACCCCGGCGGAAUGUCAGAAAGUUCUAGAAGCGGUCCGGCUGUGGGAAUUCGUGCAAGAACGGGCAGAGGGGCUGCUCGCGCCGGUCACGGCGGGGACUUGGAGCGCUGGGCAGAGGCAGCUCUUCUCGCUGGGACGGGCAGUCCUCCGAGCUAAGAUUCGCCAACGUGCACAGUCUUUAUCCUUCCCCGACGAUGCGGGAUCCAACAAUGCAGCGCAAGGGGGGAGGGGAAUACUCCUCCUCGAUGAGGUAAGUUCCAGCGUGGACCGCGAGACCGAGCAGAUGAUGCAGGAGAUCAUUCGGGCAGAGUUUCGGGCGUACACCAUCAUCGCGGUCAGCCAUCGGCUCGAGAUGAUCAUGGACUUUGAUCGGGUAGUGGUAAUGGACCGCGGGGAGGUCGUUGAGGUAGGGAAUCCGGUAGCCCUAAAAGAGGCGUCUGGUACGAGAUUCGGGGAAUUGGUGGCCGCCGCUGGGGCGUAG